Tuber aestivum (summer truffle) is the source of this 469-nucleotide messenger RNA. Lineage: Eukaryota; Fungi; Ascomycota; Pezizomycetes; Pezizales; Tuberaceae. The record is from the annotation of a GenBank genome assembly.
AUGCACGAAGCACCCCCACUGACUCGCAGCGACACGCCCGCUCGUCUGCGGCGGGUACUGCACGAGCAGCUUCUGGAAGUGUCCCGCGCAGUCCCCGCAUGGGUACAAUCUCGCGAAGAGCGCCAAAUAGUGCGCCAGUGCGGUGCGCUCGUCGAUGCUCGGCGACUCCGGGAAGCGGGCAAGAGUCGUGUGGAAGAGUUUCCAGCUGGCACGACCGAGUUCGGCUUUUAGCGUCUCGUUUCCCAGGUGUGGCAUUAUUGCCCCGCCGGUUAGGAUCGACGAGGGGACGUGCGGGGUUUGCGCUGGGGCUAUGGCGGCUUGGUGGGGGGGAAGGGGUGGGGGGGCAGAUUUCGUGGAGGGGAGGAGGAGAUACGAGAAGAAGAGGAAUAGGGUGAAGAAGGUUGCUAGCAGGAGGGGUUUGCUUCGUGUCAUUUUGGAGUCGUCUCCUCUUCUUUUCCGGUGGUUCUAG